AUGGCUCCUACGAAGUCCAUGAUAAAUCUGGAUUCUUCGAAGUUGCAAAUGAUCGGCGAGGACUUUUGCGGUCUGGACGUGAACACACCCCUCGGAGGCGAGGAUCCGAUGGAGGGAACACCGGUGCUCACGUUCGACACACAUCUGACAGCGGUUGUAGCCACUUCGACCGGCGACUAUACGGUCGUCUUCGUGGGCACGAACACGGGUCACCUGAAGAAGGUGGUGGUGGAGAGUUCGACCCUGGCCCUGGAAUACGGCGAUCUGCUGAUAGACCCGGACUGCCCGAUUAAUCCAGAUCUGUUGUUCGACGCGCAGCUCAUGCACUUGUACGUGAUGACGAACAAGACCGUGUCGAAGGUCAAAGUGCAAGAGUGUUCGGUGUACAAGACUUGUCUGGACUGUCUGGGCGCGAAGGACCCGUACUGCGGAUGGUGCUCGGUGGAGAACAAAUGCAACCUGCGCAGCGAUUGCCAGGACGCGGCCAAGGACCCGCUCUAUUGGAUAUCGUACAAGAGCGGCAGAUGCACGACGAUCACUACGGUCACACCGGAUCAGCUGCAACGCACGACGGCGAGAACGUUGGAGUUGGUCAUCGAGAAUCUGCCGACCCUCUCCGGACAGUUCCUAUGCGCGUUCUCCACCUUAGACAAGACCUUGAUUACGAACGCCUCGCGGAAAUCGUUCGGCGUGAACUGCACAACGCCGAGGACUGAUCUACUGCCGUCUAUCCCGCCGGGACAGCACCAUUUCACGGCGAAGCUGUCAGUCAGAAUGACGAACGGUCCCGACCUAGUCGACACGAAUUUCACGUUCUUCGAUUGCAACACGUACAGCUCGUGCACGAAAUGCGUAUCGUCGAGCUUCCCCUGCGAUUGGUGCGUCGACGGGCACAGGUGCACCCACGACACGGCUGAGAACUGUCGCAACGAUAUAUUGGUCACGGGUGUUAGCAGGACCGGCCCGAGUUACAGGAGCGGUCCAGGUUUCUGUCCCACGCUGAACGCGACCGAUUCCCCGGAGAUCCUCGUGUCUUCCGGAGUGAAGAAGGUGAUACGAGUUAAAGUGCACAUCAUCGGGCAAUUCAUCGUGCAGACCAGGUUCGUCUGUCAGUUCAACAUCGAGGGUCGUGUGACGAGCGUGAACGCACGCUUGUUGGCAGACACGAUUUACUGCGAGGAGACCGAGUUCUCGUACACGUCUCGUAUGCCGAAUAUCACCGUGCCAUUCGCGGUGAUCUGGGGCGGCUCGAAGCCACUCGACAAUCCGCAGAACGUGCACCUGGUGAUAUACCGGUGCCGCGACAUGGCCGACAACUGCGGUAUGUGCCUGACCUUGGCGCCUAAAUACGACUGCGGAUGGUGCCAGAGCACGGACAGAUGCGAGGUGAAGGACAACUGCGAGCCCGAUCCUGGCAUGUGGUUAAACAGCAACAAGACCUGCCCGAACCCUGAGAUCCAUUCGUUCCACCCGGUAAUGGGGCCUUGGGAAGGUCACACUAACGUCACGAUACUAGGGAUCAAUUUGGGACAGACGUUCAGCGACAUCUUCCACGGCGUAAUGGUCGGCGGACUGCCCUGUCAACCGUACGAGGAGCUCUACAUCCGCACGAAGCAGAUAGUCUGCAACGUGGACGGGCCGGGCACGUCCGUAACGAAACGCGGACCGGUGAUCGUACAGAUCGAAGACUUCAGGGGCCAGUCCGAGCAUAACUUCGAGUUCGUCGAUCCUCAGAUUUUAAACAUAUCGCCAAAGUACGGCCCGAUGAGCGGCGGUACCACCGUCAGGAUCACCGGUAAAUACAUGAACGCUGGUAGCACCAUCAAGGCUUUCAUCGACGAGCUACCGUGCUCGAUAAUCAGCGCCCAAGUGGAUGAAGCUUUCUGCAUGACUAGUGCCAGCAAUCGUACGAGGAACGGCACCGUGAAAAUGACGUUCGACGGAGCGCUUCGGAUGUACAACGGACAUUUCGAGUACGCCGACGAUCCUACGAUAUUGAGCGUGGAGAGCGGCGUAGCUAGUCAAAUGAAGGUUCCCAAGGGCAUUCCAGCCGGUGGUAUAAAGAUCUCUGUAACCGGGAAGAAUCUGGGGUACAUCCAAAGCCCGCAGAUGUACGUGUACCAUGACGAGAAGAUGUUCGUGUCGCAGUGCGAGGUGCACAGCCAGGAAAGCAUGAUUUGUAGAUCGCCGACGAUCGAAGUUCCGGAUUACACGUUAGACGCGGAGAAACCAUUGAUCUUGGAAUACGGCUUCCGGAUGGACAACGUAACGGGCGUGCAGAAUCUCUCACAACACGGAUUCAAUCAUUUCCUGCUCUACCCUAAUCCAAUCUAUGAGGUGUUCGACGAGGAGAUUAAGUAUUACAAAAGUGAUUACCUAACCAUCAACGGCCAGCAUCUCGAUCGCGCUUGCCAGGAAUCAGACGUGACUGUGAAGAUAGGAACUGCGUUCUGUAACGUCACGUCGCUCUCCAGGCAGCAGCUUACCUGCAGACCGCCGCUGACCCAACCGCCGGCCAUCGAUUCCGAUGGCUUCCCGAAUAAACAGGAACUACCAGAGGUGAUCGUAGUCGUAGGUGGCACUCUUUGUUAUAACAUAGGAAAACUCAGCUACGCACUGCCAGCUGGUCUCAAUGGACCAUUGUCGAAACCAGCGCUGAUCGGAGUGAUCGCCGCUAUAGUGAUCUUAGUGGUUGUGUUCAUCGCGUUUCUGAUUGCGUACCGGCGCAAGUCGACGGAGAGCAACCGAGUACUGAAGAACAUGCAGGAGCAAAUGGAUAUUCUGGAACUUCGCGUAGCUGCCGAAUGCAAGGAGGCUUUCGCCGAAUUGCAGACCGAGAUGACGGACCUCACCGGCGACCUCACCAGCGGUGGCAUACCUUUCUUGGAUUAUCGAACUUACGCGAUGAUGAUACUGUUCCCAAGCGACGAUAACAGCCCGGUAUUGCAAUGGGAUCGGCCGGAAUUGGUUCGUAAAGAGAAAGGACUGCGUUUGUUCGGGCAACUGAUAAUGAACAAGACGUUCCUGCUGCUGUUCGUGAGGACCCUCGAGAGCAAUCGGUAUUUCUCGAUGAGGGACAGAGUAAACGUGGCCAGUCUGAUCAUGGUCACGCUUCAAAGUAAAAUGGAAUACUGCACGGAUAUUCUGAAAACCCUUUUGGCGGAACUGAUAGAGAAAUGUACGGAAGGGAAGAGUCAUCCGAAAUUGUUCCUUAGAAGAACGGAAAGCGUUGCUGAGAAGAUGUUGUCAGCCUGGUUCACUUUCCUUUUGUACAAAUUUAUGCGAGAAUGCGCCGGGGAGCCGUUGUACGUGCUGUUCCGCGCGGUGAAACAACAAAUCGAUAAAGGUCCCGUGGAUGCCAUUACUUCCGAGGCGCGAUACUCAUUGUCCGAGGAGAAACUGAUUAGACAGUCGAUUGACUUCAAACCAAUGACGGUCUACGUGUCGAUAUCUCAACAAACGGUUUUCGUCGGCGGUAUGGAUCCGAACACAGAGAACGUUCCGGUAAAGGUUCUUGACUGCGACACGAUAUCUCAAGUAAAGGAGAAGGCGCUGGAUACCAUUUACAGGGCCACCCCUUACAGUCAAAGACCCAGGAAGGACGACCUUGAUCUCGAAUGGCGAACCGGAGCAUCCGGCAGGCUGAUCCUCUACGACGAGGAUUCGACGACGAAAACGGAAGGCGAAUGGAAGAAGCGGAACACGCUGAACCAUUACAGGGUACCGGACGGCGCAUCGCUCAAUUUAGUCUCGAAGCAAUCAUCUAUUUACAACCUGUCGAUCCUCUCCGAGAAAACUGACAAGUCGCAUAAAUACGAAACGCUGAAUCUCAGCAAAUUUAGUUCGGCCAGUCCCCCGCUCUCCCGUGCCACGUCGCCGUUAAAUCAGAACCACGACGGCGGUUUGAAGUGUUGGCAUCUGGUGAAGCACCACGAUUCCGAUGUGCGGAAAGAAGGAGACCGUGGCAACAAAAUGGUCUCGGAGAUCUACCUGACGAGGCUACUAGCCACGAAGGGUACGCUCCAGAAAUUCGUGGACGAUCUGUUCGAAACGAUCUUUAGCACUGCCCAUCGGGGAUCCGCUCUCCCCCUCGCGAUUAAGUACAUGUUCGACUUCAUGGACGACCAAGCGCUGCAACACGGCAUAUCUGAUCCUGAAGUGGUUCACACAUGGAAGAGCAACUCGCUUCCGCUCAGGUUUUGGGUGAACCUCAUCAAGAACCCGAAUUUCAUUUUCGACGUGCACAAAUCGAAUAUCGUCGACUCGUGCCUGUCCGUCGUCGCGCAAACAUUUAUGGACAGCUGUUCCACUUCGGAUCAUAGAUUAGGUAAGGACUCGCCGAGUUCUAAACUACUUUACGCAAAAGACAUUCCAGUGUACAAAGAGUGGGUAGCACGUUACUACGCAGAUAUCAAAGCAAUGCAAGCCAUAUCCGAUCAAGACAUGAACACUAUGCUCGCUGAAGAGUCCAGGUUGCACACGACGGAGUUCAACACGAAUUGUGCCCUGUACGAACUUUAUACAUACGCGGGUAAAUACAACGAACAGCUAAUAGUUACCCUGGAAGAGGACGAGUUCUCGCAGAAGCAGAGAUUGGCGUACAAGCUUGAACAGGUGCACAAUAUAAUGGCGGUGGACAACCCCUGAUGUACCAUGAACUCUAUGAAGCAUAUGACAAAGCCCGCCCGUCAAGAGUUACCCUGCUGAAUACUCAUCCGCAGUUAGGUACUCUUUCAAGGAAGCGCUAAGAGGACUGGCCUAUCUCGUAAUCGAUCGUCUCAGGUUUCCGUGCAAGCCAGUUAUCUCAGUUUAGUACGCGAAUUAUCGGAAGAGAUUGCACAACGGACCGUUAAUUGAGAAGGAAAUGAAAAACGUACGAGCGGAGGAAGGUUUCGAAUAAAGUCUCACGAGGACUAAAAGUGUUUCGGGGACGAAGUCUUCUGAAUUGUCAGUCGCUGACCGGCAGGUGUGGCAAUAAUCACGCAGCGCGUCUACGCGUCAUUGUACAUAAGAUACCAAAAUCAUGAUUAAUUGUAAUAGAACUAUCGUUGUGCGCCCACACCGCCCGGCGACCGUUGCCAUGCAAAAGAGAUGAACACGAAAACUGAUAAUACUUCGCCGUGUGUACGUGUGUGCGUGUGCGUGUGCGUGUGUCUGUGUGUAUUUUGAAGUCGCCGUCGUCGUCGGUGGUUCACGCGCCGCGCACGUGGCGAAUAGAAUUUUAAAUCGAACGAAAAGAUGAAUAGGACGUUAGUGUUAUAAGUGAGUGAACGAAUCAGCCGGUCCGGACCCGAUUAAAUUGUAAAUGUGUUUAAGUACGGUCGAUAUUUUACGCCGCGCUCUAUAUCGGGGGAUCGGCGAUUUUUAACGAAGAAACAUUUCCAUCCACCGCUAAUAGCUGAAAUUUUUUUUAAUUACGAACUGACGAAUUUUAAUAAAUAAGAUUAAUUAAUGAUUAACGAUGAUUAAUUAAA
Ceratina calcarata is the source of this 5474-nucleotide messenger RNA. It is a transcript of the gene PlexA, whose product is annotated as plexin A. Gene Ontology annotation, biological process: regulation of cell migration; semaphorin-plexin signaling pathway. The record is from RefSeq and is a predicted model, not a curated record. Gene Ontology annotation, molecular function: semaphorin receptor activity; protein binding. The transcript has 10 exons. NCBI's taxonomy places the organism in Eukaryota, Metazoa, Arthropoda, Insecta, Hymenoptera, Apidae. Gene Ontology annotation, cellular component: semaphorin receptor complex; plasma membrane. The coding region runs from base 1 to 4647 and encodes 1548 amino acids.